Sphenostylis stenocarpa is the source of this 771-nucleotide messenger RNA. The record is from the annotation of a GenBank genome assembly. Lineage: Eukaryota; Viridiplantae; Streptophyta; Magnoliopsida; Fabales; Fabaceae.
AUGGAAACCAACACACUCACACUCCCAAAACCCAAGAGGCAAAUCUUCAUUCUCUCAGGCCAAAGCAACAUGGCCGGUCGCGGCGGAGUCAUCAGGGCUAACGACAGCAAGUACUGGGACCGCGUCGUUCCGCCGGAGUGCCACCCUCACCCUUCCAUCCUCCGCCUCGCCGCCACCCUCCAAUGGGAACCGGCAAACGAGCCCCUCCACGUCGACAUAGAUACCACCAAAGUCUGCGGCGUGGGUCCCGGCAUGGCAUUCGCCAACGCCCUGCGGCCGCGCGUGGGAGACGAGGUAGGGCUGGUCCCUUGCGCCGUGGGCGGCACCGCCAUAAGGGAGUGGGCGCGUGGGGAGGAACUGUACAAGAAUAUGGUGAAGAGAGCGAAGGAAAGCGUGAAGGGGCAGGAGAGUUGCGAGAUCAAAGCGUUGGUGUGGUACCAAGGAGAAAGCGACACAAUCAGUGAGGAAGAUGCUGCGGUUUACAAGGACAACAUGGAAACCCUCAUCCACAAUGUACGACAAGACCUCAAUUUACCAUCUCUUCCAAUUAUUCAGGUUGCGUUAGCAUCAGGGUCUGAGUACAUAGAGAAAGUGAGAGAAGCACAAAAAGCGAUUGAUCUUCCAAAUGUGAUAUUCGUGGACGCAAAGGGAUUGCAAUUGAAGGAAGAUAAUCUUCACUUAACCACCGAGUCUCAAGUUAAGUUGGGUCACAUGCUGGCUGAGGCUUAUCUUACCCAUUUUCAUGCCUGCCCUACUCCAAAAGAAAUCUGA